Molecule: messenger RNA, 915 nt
Organism: Acyrthosiphon pisum (pea aphid)
Lineage: Eukaryota; Metazoa; Arthropoda; Insecta; Hemiptera; Aphididae
Product: peptidyl-prolyl cis-trans isomerase H
Biological process (GO): protein peptidyl-prolyl isomerization; protein folding
Cellular component (GO): intracellular membrane-bounded organelle; cytoplasm
Molecular function (GO): peptidyl-prolyl cis-trans isomerase activity; cyclosporin A binding
Source: RefSeq, marked provisional
AAAUAACAAUUCAACUAUUCAAGUUGAAUCUACAACUUACCAGUAAGUUUAUAACAACAAGCAGUUUAAGUCUUAAGACAACAAGCAGUAGAUCAUGCACGAUACACCUGCGAUUUAAAUAUCAUUAAAUUUUGUUUCAUUCUGACAGAAAUUUAAUUAGACAUACGGACGGCUACUUUCAACAGUUGACAUUUCAAGCUAUUACUAUUCUAUUAGUUGUUAUGCUAUAGUUAUUGGCUUCCAAAAAGCUAAACCAUGCCGACCUGGAACCAAAUUCAAAGUCAAUUAAGAAACCCGCAGAACCCUGUUGUAUUCUUCGAUAUAUCCGUUGGAAGAACGGAAAUCGGUAGAUUAAUAAUGGAAUUGUAUGCUGACAUUGUGCCUAAAACUAGUGAAAAUUUUCGUCAAUUUUGUACUGGUGAACACAAAAAAGAUGGUAUUCCAUUUGGGUAUAAAGGAUGUUGUUUUCACAGAAUAAUUAAGGAUUUCAUGAUACAAGGUGGUGAUUUUGUAAAUGGUGAUGGAACUGGGGUUAUGAGUAUAUACGGAGCAGAUACAUUUUCAGAUGAAAAUUUUAAACUUAACCAUGAUGCACCUGGACUUUUAUCAAUGGCAAACAGUGGUAUAGAUACCAACGGGUGCCAAUUUUUUAUUACUUGUGCAAACUGCAACUUUUUGGAUGGAAAACAUGUGGUAUUUGGCCGUGUCGUUGAUGGGUUGUUGGUAAUGAGAAAAAUUGAAAAUGUUCCUACUGGUCCCAACAACAAACCAAAAAUACCUAUUGUUAUAUCACAAUGUGGACAGUUAUAAAAGUUAUGAAUUGUACUUUUUUUUUAUAUAUAUAUUUCAUCUCGUAUUACAUGUUGUUCAUUUGUAUGAAUGCUUAUUAAAAAAAAUAUAUAUAUUUCAAAUUUA